Messenger RNA from Tribolium castaneum (red flour beetle), 2519 nucleotides. Its product is annotated as ABC transporter G family member 20. The record is from RefSeq and is a predicted model, not a curated record. Bases 342 to 2462 code for a protein of 706 amino acids. Gene Ontology annotation, molecular function: ATP hydrolysis activity; ABC-type transporter activity; ATP binding. The transcript is spliced from 9 exons. NCBI's taxonomy places the organism in Eukaryota, Metazoa, Arthropoda, Insecta, Coleoptera, Tenebrionidae. Gene Ontology annotation, cellular component: membrane.
CCACACCAGCAGAAACACCUAACGGUUGUGCACGUUUGAUUUAAAGUGCAAAUAUUUCAUUACGCAAAUGUAAUUUGCUGAAUUGGCAACUGAAGUAAAAUUAAACAAGCAGCUUACAGCUUGUAAAAGUGGUCUGUGCGUUUGAUUAGUGACUUUGUGACAAUCUCCUAUUUUUCUUCACCGAUUCCUUCAGAGGUAGAGUCAAGGUUAAUAAUAGCGAUUUCCUGCUGAAAAGUUGUGAAUGUGAUACUUAGUCGUGUCGGACCAGUUCGCAUGUGAGCAGUGGUUCGAGAAGACUGCAGCCAGUGUCUUGGAUUUGUGGAUACGAAGGAGCCGUCGACAUGGCGGCCAAAGAAGCCGUUUAUGUUCAAGACGCCUGCAAAUCGUACGGAAAAAAGGAAGUUUUGAAAAACCUCCGAAUGAAAGUGCCUCGAGGAUGCAUUUACGGUCUCCUUGGUCCAAGCGGUUGUGGCAAGACAACCCUCCUAAGCUGCAUCGUAGGCCGCCGCAACUUGAACUCCGGCGACAUCUGGGUCCUGGGGGGCAAGCCCGGCACCGUGGACAGCGGGGUUCCGGGCCCAAAAGUGGGCUACAUGCCCCAGGAUAUCGCCCUCGUGGGCGAAUUCACCGUCAAGGAUGCGAUUUUUUACUUUGGCCGCAUCUUCGACAUGCCUGAAAAAAUGCUCGAAGAGAGAUUUAACGAACUUUCCAGCUUGCUGGAUUUGCCGCCUGAUGAUCGAUUCAUAAGGAACUGCAGUGGAGGUCAGCAACGGCGCGUCUCCUUCGCUGCCUCCAUGGUGCACUUGCCGGAGUUGCUCAUUCUGGAUGAGCCCACGGUGGGCGUGGACCCCAUCUUGCGCGAAAGGAUAUGGAAUUAUCUCGUGGAAAUCACGAGCAAGUCAAACAUGGCUGUGAUUAUUACCACGCAUUAUAUCGAAGAAGCGCGGCAAGCGAAUUUGAUCGGUUUAAUGCGCGGUGGGCGCCUCCUGGCCGAGGAAUCCCCGGCCACUCUCCUCACCAUGUUUCAAACCGAGGUCCUCGAGGAUGUUUUCUUCAUCCUGAGCCAGAAGCAGUCCGAGGGACGCCUCGACGACACCAUGGCUGUGGCCCGCAGUAACUUACAAAUCCAGAACUCAAACACUGACAUCAGCGUUGCGUCGUUUGACACGACUCGGGGAUCCACCGAUAUCCUCACGAAAGAGAAACAAACCAAAACCAAAAACAAGAGCGGCUACGAACUGAACGGCAAACGGAUGAAGAGCCUCCUCGACAAAAACUGGAAGCAAUUCUACCGAAAUGUCAGUGGAAUGAUUUUCAUUCUGAUGUUUCCCAUCGCACAGAACGUGGCUUUUCUCCUCGCCGUCGGGCCCGACCCCAAGGGCAUCAAUCUGGCUGUCGUAAACGAGGAAAGCUUUGCCACGUUGUGUCCGAAUUUCAACUUCUCGCAAUCGGCGGUGCCUUACGAUGACUACAAUUGCCAUUUUCAUAACAUGAGUUGCCGGUUUUUGAGCUACAUAGACACCCCGAUGAUAACCAAAGUGAGAUAUGACGCGUUACCGGACGCUUUGGAAGCGGUAAAGCAUGGAGAAGUCGUCGGGGUGAUGUACAUGGCGGAGAAUUUCACCGAAUCGUUCGAAGCCAGAGUCGAAGAAGGGAGAGAUAUCGAAGCUGAGGUUCUAAGUUUCAGUGAAAUUAAAGUGUGGCUCGACAUGUCAAACCGGCAAAUUGGGGCAACUGUUAAGUACAAACUUUUGUCGAUAUUUAAGGAUUUUCAAAAGGAUUUGCUCAGAGAUUGUAACUACGAGCCUCAAAUGGCCGACUUCAUGAACAUGACUACGUUUUACGGCAAGGAUGGAGACACAUUUACUGAGUAUAUGACACCGGGGCUAGUCCUAACAAUUAUGUUUUUCCUAAUGACUCUAAUGACGUCGCAAAUCAUCGUAACAGACCGCAGUGAGGGCCUUUGGGACCGCUCCAUAAUCGCAGGAGUGUCGUCUCUCGAAAUCAGUUUAACACACUUUAUUUUCCAAAUCGGAAUCGUCCUCAUUUACACAGUUACCACCCUCACGAUAACGUUCGCAAUAUUUAAAAUACCAAACAGUGGCAGUAUGUGGAUCAUCACACUGAUCACCUUCUUCCAAGGAUUAACAGGAGUGGGUUUUGGUUUUUGGAUUUCAAUUAUUUCGGAAAACGUGACCAUGGCUAACGUGCUCACAACUGGAAGUUUCUACAUCAUGAUUCUACUAAGUGGCCUCAUGUGGCCCCUUGAAGGCAUGCCUAUUGUUCUCCAGUGGGUGUCGAAAUGUCUCCCGUUCACAAUCGCAAUAGAUUCGUUCCGAAAUGUAAUGAAAAAAGGGUGGUCUUUUGACUACUUCGAGGUGUGGAACGGUUUCGGGAUCGAAAUAACAUGGAUUGUUAUUUUUGCAGUGGUGAACACAAUGUUAAUCCAAAGUAAACGAUAAUUUUAAGUUGUUGUAAAUGAGAUAAAUUAAAUAAAGCUGUUUUAUUGUAAUAUAUAA